AUGACUGCUGCAACAUUGUCAUCCAAAGCGAUCAAACGUGUCGUGAAGGAACUGCAACAAUUGCAAACAUCACCGCCAGAAGACAUUCAGGUGAUUGUUGACGAUGAGAAUCUUACCCAGGUUCAGGCUUGGAUUCGAGGACCAGAUGGAACGCCAUAUGAAGGGGGCUAUUUUAAAGUAAAGUUGCAGAUGGAUGAAAGUUUCCCUGACACUCCACCAAAAGGCUAUUUUUUGACCAAGAUUUUCCAUCCCAAUGUAUCUGAAAAAGGAGAGAUUUGCGUAAAUACGCUCAAGAAGGAUUGGAAAUCAAAGCUAGGCAUUGAGCAUGUGCUGCUGACAAUCAAGUGCUUACUGAUUGUGCCUAAUCCUGAGUCCGCAUUGAACGAAGAGGCAGGCAAAUUAUUGUUGGAGCACUAUGAGGAUUACGCAAAGAGAGCCAAGUUAUAUACAUCUAUUCAAGCAACAUCUGGGAAGAGUGAAUACAUGGCAUUGGCUCAAGAUUCAUCGAGCAGCGUACUGAAACCAUUAUCAAACACAUCUCCUGUAUCCCCUAUUAUCUCAAAUAAAAAACGACCACAAGAGCAACAAGAAAAUAUGAAGGAAGAGCAACCACAAAGCAAAAAGCCCAAAAUCAAAAAGAACGAUAAAAAGAAAGCAUUAAGAAGACUUUAA
Messenger RNA from Mucor velutinosus, 672 nucleotides. RefSeq lists its product as uncharacterized. The transcript has 3 exons. Bases 1 to 672 code for a protein of 223 amino acids. The record is from RefSeq and is a predicted model, not a curated record. NCBI's taxonomy places the organism in Eukaryota, Fungi, Mucoromycota, Mucoromycetes, Mucorales, Mucoraceae.